AUGGAAAACGCUUCCAUGGUGACAUCUAUCAUUUUGACUGCCUUUUAUGAAAUGGAGAAACUGAAAUAUCUGUAUUUUGUUCUUUUUCUUUUUUUGUACAUCAUUGUUAUUGUCAUGAACUUUAUUCUUAUUGGAGUAAUUUAUGUUGACAGAACCCUACAUGAACCAAUGUAUCUAUUUGUGUGCAACUUGGCAUUUAAUGAAUUGUAUGGUAGUACAGCUUUGUUACCACCCCUUCUGAGUAAUUUACUGUCACACUCUCAUGAGGUUUCUCUUCCCUGUUGUCAGGCACAGGUCUUUUGCUUACACACAUAUGCAAUUAGUGAAUUUACCAUUUUAGCAGUAAUGGGCUAUGACAGGUACAUAGCAAUAUGUCACCCCCUGCAGUAUCACAGCAUUAUGUCUCUUUCAAAAGUGUACAAACUCAUUGCAUUCUCAUGGUUGUAUCCUCUGGUUGCGUUUGGUGUGUUGUUUGCUUUAACUCUACAGCUCAUAUUUUGUGAAGAACACAUAGACAAAGUGUUCUGCAGCAAUCAUGCACUGAUUAAGCUCUCCUGCACAGACACAUCCAUUGUAAACAUUUUUGGAUUAAUUUCAGUUGUUAUGUACAGUUUUCCUCAACUUGUAAUGAUACUUUACUCAUAUUCACAGAUUCUCAGAAUCUGCUUACUGUCGUCCAAAGAAUCACAGAUAAAAGCACUGAAAACAUGCACACCCCACCUAUUAGCAGUGAUAAACUAUUCUUUGGGAUGCUUUUUUGAAAUAUCUCAAAGUAGGAUAAACAUGAGUCAUGUUCAUUAUGGAACUCGCAUAUUCAUGUCCCUCUACUUUUUGAUAUUUCCUCCCAUGAUAAAUCCUACCAUCUAUGGAAUGAGCAUCCAAGCGGUAAGAGUGCGGAUUUUCAAACUGUUCCAGGUCAAAAAGGACAUAGUGGGGCUAGUGGAGAAGCUGGAGGCUGCCGGAGACAUGGUGAGAGAAAAAUGGUUGCCUCCACCUACAAGGAGAGCCAGUGAACCCUCGGAGUUCCUGAGCCCGCUCAUCACCCCCAAUACCCUCUAA
Messenger RNA from Megalops cyprinoides (Indo-Pacific tarpon), 1059 nucleotides. RefSeq names its product olfactory receptor 142-like. The transcript is spliced from 2 exons. Gene Ontology annotation, cellular component: membrane. Gene Ontology annotation, molecular function: G protein-coupled receptor activity; olfactory receptor activity. The record is from RefSeq and is a predicted model, not a curated record. Gene Ontology annotation, biological process: G protein-coupled receptor signaling pathway. NCBI's taxonomy places the organism in Eukaryota, Metazoa, Chordata, Actinopteri, Elopiformes, Megalopidae. Bases 1 to 1059 code for a protein of 352 amino acids.